GGCUGUGGCCGUCCAUACUGGCGUGCCCCUCGAUUUCCUUCUUCCUCGCUUUCCUUCACCCUCCGCAUCUCCAUAACAGCUGUGUUUGUAUCUCCCCGCUCCUGGCAGUGAUCGUCUUCUUGUCCCGCGACCGCGAACCCGUGCCUCAUCCCUCCAUUUCUUCACUCGGCGCGCGCUGCUGCCCCUCCGGACGCGUCCACCCCGCCAAAGGACCUGCUGCACCACGCUCGCUCGGUCAGCCCGCCUGCAGACCCUGUUGUGGUUCUUCUGGACCGUCUGGUGUUGCCUCUUUGAACUCGACUAGGUCUACGGUCCCAAUCCCCGACCCAAUUACCUGCCGCGCUCACCUCGCCCACUCCGCUGUAUCGCAAACCGGCAACCUCACCACAACAACCUCCCACCGCACUCUGCAUCUUCAUUCCCCCUACGCGGCGACCCUCCACCGCCGUCCAUCAUGGCCGAAUUCGUGCGCGCGCAAAUCUUUGGCACGACCUUUGAGAUAACGAGCAGGUACACCGACCUGCAGCCCGUGGGCAUGGGCGCGUUUGGUCUUGUCUGCUCGGCAAAGGACCAGCUCACUAGCCAGGCCGUCGCCAUCAAGAAGAUCAUGAAGCCAUUCAGCACUCCGGUUUUGUCCAAGCGCACAUACCGAGAAUUGAAGCUCCUGAAGCACCUGAGGCACGAGAAUGUCAUCAGCCUGAGCGACAUCUUCAUUUCCCCGCUCGAGGACAUCUACUUCGUCACCGAGCUCCUCGGCACUGAUCUCCACCGCCUGCUUACCUCAAGACCGCUCGAGAAGCAGUUUAUCCAAUAUUUCCUUUACCAGAUCCUCCGUGGUCUGAAAUAUGUCCACUCCGCCGGCGUUGUCCACCGAGACUUGAAGCCCAGCAACAUCCUCGUCAACGAAAACUGUGAUCUUAAGAUUUGCGACUUCGGCUUGGCCCGUAUACAAGACCCCCAGAUGACGGGUUACGUCUCGACGCGCUACUACCGAGCACCCGAGAUCAUGCUUACCUGGCAAAAGUACGAUGUAGAGGUCGACAUCUGGAGCGCCGGCUGCAUCUUCGCUGAGAUGCUCGAGGGCAAGCCGCUGUUCCCCGGCAAGGACCACGUGAACCAGUUUUCUAUUAUCACGGAGCUUCUGGGAACUCCUCCAGAUGAUGUUAUUCAGACCAUCUGCAGUGAAAACACAUUACGCUUCGUCCAGUCGCUGCCCAAACGCGACCGCCAGCCUCUGGCAAACAAAUUCAAGAAUGCUGAGCCAGCUGCCAUCGACCUCCUCGAGAACAUGCUCGUCUUCGACCCGAAGAAGCGCGUCAAGGCCGAACAGGCUCUCGCCCACCCAUACCUUGCUCCCUAUCACGACCCUACCGACGAGCCGGGCGCAGAAGAGAAGUUCGACUGGUCUUUCAACGACGCGGACCUUCCCGUUGACACAUGGAAAAUCAUGAUGUACUCAGAAAUUCUCGACUACCACAAUGUAGACGCCGCUGCACAAGGCGAGGAAAGCCAAAGCUAACCUCGGCAACGUAUAUUUAGAGCGCGGGACACGGUAGUGAUGCAUUUGGGGACCCGAUCAUGAUCUCCCUUCCUCGUUGGCGUAGUCUGGACAUAUUUUCCUUGGGAUUAAUUCUGAACAUACCACUGGAUGUGGGAUAGAGGGGCGGAGUGCGGGAGUGACACUCAGUUUUGGAUUGCGAUUGGCUUGGACGAGCGGAUAUACGGGGAAUGGCACGCUGGGAUCGGGAGUCUGUGCCGGGAGCGGCUGGUCAGUGAAGCGUUCGUAGCAAGGUCGUCAUGGCUUGCGUGCGAGCCGUGCUGCUUGUUUGACGGCCCCGUUUUGGCCCAUAGAACGAUUAUGAAAUCAAAAGUACACAGCAGGAUCCAACUACACGAAGAGCGACAGAUGGGAUGGUGUCAACACGGCGGGUAGA
Molecule: messenger RNA, 1934 nt
Organism: Paraphaeosphaeria sporulosa
Lineage: Eukaryota; Fungi; Ascomycota; Dothideomycetes; Pleosporales; Didymosphaeriaceae
Product: MAP kinase ClK1
Exons: 9
Coding region: 455-1519 (354 amino acids)
Biological process (GO): osmosensory signaling pathway; stress-activated MAPK cascade; protein phosphorylation
Cellular component (GO): cytoplasm; nucleus
Molecular function (GO): ATP binding; MAP kinase activity
Source: RefSeq, a predicted model, not a curated record